Messenger RNA from Parnassius apollo (apollo), 591 nucleotides. The record is from the annotation of a GenBank genome assembly. Lineage: Eukaryota; Metazoa; Arthropoda; Insecta; Lepidoptera; Papilionidae.
AUGAUUAAGUGGGUGAAAUAUAAAACGGUACCACGAAUUUUAUACGAUUUUUCGCAAGAAUGGUACAAAAAGGACCACGACCAUUGUGUGUCGCAUACUACUAGAGCACCACGUUCGGGUGAAAAGGAUGGUAUACAUUAUCAUUUCACUAAUAAAGAAGAUAUGAUUGCUGCCAUUGAAAAGGGGGAAUUUAUAGAAACAGCAACAUUCAGUGGAAAUAUGUAUGGAACAAGCAUUAAUGCAGUUGAAGAAGUUCGACGUACAGGCAAGAUCUGUGUUCUUGAUAUUGAAAUGGAAGGAGUUAAACAAGUAAAAUGUACAGAUCUGGAUCCACUUUUAGUGUUUGUAAUGCCCCCAUCAAUUGAGGAACUCGAAAGACGACUCCGUCGGCGUAACACGGAACAGGAAGAAGCUUUAAAAAAGAGAUUAGAAACUGCAAGACGGGAAAUUGAAUUUGGUCAACAGCCUGGGAAUUUCCAUGUUAUCAUUCUCAAUGAUAAUUUGGAUAAAGCAUAUUCAGAGCUAUGUGAAUUUAUCGCUAAGAAUGUUCCAGGUAAAGGAGAAGAGACAAAUGGCACAAAUGAAAACUGA